Bursaphelenchus xylophilus (pine wood nematode) is the source of this 790-nucleotide messenger RNA. Lineage: Eukaryota; Metazoa; Nematoda; Chromadorea; Rhabditida; Aphelenchoididae. The record is from the annotation of a GenBank genome assembly.
AUGGCGCAUUCAUCUCAACGAGGAAAACUUUUGGCCGUCAUUGGAGACGAAGACACCGUUGUUGGCUUUAUGUUAGGUGGAAUUGGUCAGCUGAACAAAGCCCGGAAGCCAAACUAUUUUAUUGUUGACAAGAACACGACUACUACCGAAAUUGAAGAGACCUUCAAGAACUUUGUCAGCAGAGACGAUAUCGCCAUUGUGCUGAUCAACCAACACGUCGCCGAGCUUAUUCGAUUUACUGUUGAUCAACAUACAGCCUCGACUCCGGCUGUUUUGGAGAUUCCAUCAAAGGAAAUGCCGUAUGAUCCGGCCAAGGUGAGAUUUUUAUUAUUUCGCUGCUUCCGGUAUUUAGAAACGAGGUAAAUGGCUGUAAGAUGCUACCAGGAGGAUUUUAACCCGCAAAAAGCGCAAAGAGUUCGUUGAAACUCCAAUUUCCGACAUUACUUUAGUACAUGAAUGUUAAUUUGAUCGAACACUUCGGUGAUCCUUCUAGGAAUUGCAGCAUUUUACUAUCAAAAGUUCCCCCAAUUCAGUUAGCAACUGUUUCCACUUAGAUAAUUACAAAACAUUCAAUUGAUUCCAUAAAAAAUCCAAUUUUCUUACCUACAUCAAUAUUUCAGGACUCGAUUCUGAACCGAGCUCGUGGUAUGUUCAAUCCCGACGACUUCUAAACUCGAUGACUUUAUUAUCAUUUUUUAGCCGCUAAUUUUUCAUAUUCCCAGUCUUCACUUCUUAUUUUUUGAUUUUAGGCCGUCUUUCUUCAGUUCCAAUCCCGUCUUUUCACGAUUGA